AGUGGAUUUGGAUCAAACACAUGUGAACAUGGUCAGGAUGCUGCUGUCAUCUGUUCAGCUGUGUCCAUCAUUUUAACGGGAUCUGGAUCAACUACAUGUUCUGGCAGAGUUGAAGUUUAUCUCAACAACAGCUGGGGAACAGUCUGCGAUGAUGGCUGGGACUUAAAUGACGCUGAGGUGGUUUGCAGACAGUUGAACUGUGGGUCUGCACUGGAAGUUCCUCAGUCAGAUCACUUUGGUGCAGGAACUGGACAGAUCUGGCUUGACAAUGUGAGCUGUUCAGGAAAUGAAAGUUCUCUAACUGAGUGCCAACACAGUGGAUUUGGAUCAAACACAUGUGAACAUGGUCAGGAUGCUGCUGUCAUCUGUUCAGCUGUGUCCAUCAUUUUAACGGGAUCUGGAUCAACUACAUGUUCUGGCAGAGUUGAAGUUUAUCUCAACAACAGCUGGGGAACAGUCUGCGAUGAUGGCUGGGACUUAAAUGACGCUGAGGUGGUUUGCAGACAGUUGAACUGUGGGUCUGCACUGGAAGUUCCUCAGUCAGAUCACUUUGGUGCAGGAACUGGACAGAUCUGGCUUGACAAUGUGAGCUGUUCAGGAAAUGAAAGUUCUCUAACUGAGUGCCAACACAGUGGAUUUGGAUCAAACACAUGUGAACAUGGUCAGGAUGCUGCUGUCAUCUGUUCAGCUGUGUCCAUCAUUUUAACGGGAUCUGGAUCAACUACAUGUUCUGGCAGAGUUGAAGUUUAUCUCAACAACAGCUGGGGAACAGUCUGCGAUGAUGGCUGGGACUUAAAUGACGCUGAGGUGGUUUGCAGACAGUUGAACUGUGGGUCUGCACUGGAAGUUCCUCAGUCAGAUCACUUUGGUGCAGGAACUGGACAGAUCUGGCUUGACAAUGUGAGCUGUUCAGGAAAUGAAAGUUCUCUAACUGAGUGCCAACACAGUGGAUUUGGAUCAAACACAUGUGAACAUGGUCAGGAUGCUGCUGUCAUCUGUUCAGCUGUGUCCAUCAUUUUAACGGGAUCUGGAUCAACUACAUGUUCUGGCAGAGUUGAAGUUUAUCUCAACAACAGCUGGGGAACAGUCUGCGAUGAUGGCUGGGACUUAAAUGACGCUGAGGUGGUUUGCAGACAGUUGAACUGUGGGUCUGCACUGGAAGUUCCUCAGUCAGAUCACUUUGGUGCAGGAACUGGACAGAUCUGGCUUGACAAUGUGAGCUGUUCAGGAAAUGAAAGUUCUCUAACUGAGUGCCAACACAGUGGAUUUGGAUCAAACACAUGUGAACAUGGUCAGGAUGCUGCUGUCAUCUGUUCAGCUGUGUCCAUCAUUUUAACGGGAUCUGGAUCAACUACAUGUUCUGGCAGAGUUGAAGUUUAUCUCAACAACAGCUGGGGAACAGUCUGCGAUGAUGGCUGGGACUUAAAUGACGCUGAGGUGGUUUGCAGACAGUUGAACUGUGGGUCUGCACUGGAAGUUCCUCAGUCAGAUCACUUUGGUGCAGGAACUGGACAGAUCUGGCUUGACAAUGUGAGCUGUUCAGGAAAUGAAAGUUCUCUAACUGAGUGCCAACACAGUGGAUUUGGAUCAAACACAUGUGAACAUGGUCAGGAUGCUGCUGUCAUCUGUUCAGCUGUGUCCAUCAUUUUAACGGGAUCUGGAUCAACUCAAUGUUCUGGCAGAGUUGAAGUUUAUCUCAACAACAGCUGGGGAACAGUCUGCGAUGAUGGCUGGGACUUAAAUGACGCUGAGGUGGUUUGCAGACAGUUGAACUGUGGGUCUGCACUGGAAGUUCCUCAGUCAGAUCACUUUGGUGCAGGAACUGGACAGAUCUGGCUUGACAAUGUGAGCUGUUCAGGAAAUGAAAGUUCUCUAACUGAGUGCCAACACAGUGGAUUUGGAUCAAACACAUGUGAACAUGGUCAGGAUGCUGCUGUCAUCUGUUCAGCUGUGUCCAUCAUUUUAACGGGAUCUGGAUCAACUACAUGUUCUGGCAGAGUUGAAGUUUAUCUCAACAACAGCUGGGGAACAGUCUGCGAUGAUGGCUGGGACUUAAAUGACGCUGAGGUGGUUUGCAGACAGUUGAACUGUGGGUCUGCACUGGAAGUUCCUCAGUCAGAUCACUUUGGUGCAGGAACUGGACAGAUCUGGCUUGACAAUGUGAGCUGUUCAGGAAAUGAAAGUUCUCUAACUGAGUGCCAACACAGUGGAUUUGGAUCAAACACAUGUGAACAUGGUCAGGAUGCUGCUGUCAUCUGUUCAGCUGUGUCCAUCAUUUUAACGGGAUCUGGAUCAACUACAUGUUCUGGCAGAGUUGAAGUUUAUCUCAACAACAGCUGGGGAACAGUCUGCGAUGAUGGCUGGGACUUAAAUGACGCUGAGGUGGUUUGCAGACAGUUGAACUGUGGGUCUGCACUGGAAGUUCCUCAGUCAGAUCACUUUGGUGCAGGAACUGGACAGAUCUGGCUUGACAAUGUGAGCUGUUCAGGAAAUGAAAGUUCUCUAACUGAGUGCCAACACAGUGGAUUUGGAUCAAACACAUGUGAACAUGGUCAGGAUGCUGCUGUCAUCUGUUCAGCUGUGUCCAUCAUUUUAACGGGAUCUGGAUCAACUACAUGUUCUGGCAGAGUUGAAGUUUAUCUCAACAACAGCUGGGGAACAGUCUGCGAUGAUGGCUGGGACUUAAAUGACGCUGAGGUGGUUUGCAGACAGUUGAACUGUGGGUCUGCACUGGAAGUUCCUCAGUCAGAUCACUUUGGUGCAGGAACUGGACAGAUCUGGCUUGACAAUGUGAGCUGUUCAGGAAAUGAAAGUUCUCUAACUGAGUGCCAACACAGUGGAUUUGGAUCAAACACAUGUGAACAUGGUCAGGAUGCUGCUGUCAUCUGUUCAGCUGUGUCCAUCAUUUUAACGGGAUCUGGAUCAACUACAUGUUCUGGCAGAGUUGAAGUUUAUCUCAACAACAGCUGGGGAACAGUCUGCGAUGAUGGCUGGGACUUAAAUGACGCUGAGGUGGUUUGCAGACAGUUGAACUGUGGGUCUGCACUGGAAGUUCCUCAGUCAGCUCACUUUGGUGCAGGAACUGGACAGAUCUGGCUUGACAAUGUGAGCUGUUCAGGAAAUGAAAGUUCUCUAACUGAGUGCCAACACAGUGGAUUUGGAUCAAACACAUGUGAACAUGGUCAGGAUGCUGCUGUCAUCUGUUCAGCUGUGUCCAUCAUUUUAACGGGAUCUGGAUCAACUACAUGUUCUGGCAGAGUUGAAGUUUAUCUCAACAACAGCUGGGGAACAGUCUGCGAUGAUGGCUGGGACUUAAAUGACGCUGAGGUGGUUUGCAGACAGUUGAACUGUGGGUCUGCACUGGAAGUUCCUCAGUCAGAUCACUUUGGUGCAGGAACUGGACAGAUCUGGCUUGACAAUGUGAGCUGUUCAGGAAAUGAAAGUUCUCUAACUGAGUGCCAACACAGUGGAUUUGGAUCAAACACAUGUGAACAUGGUCAGGAUGCUGCUGUCAUCUGUUCAGCUGUGUCCAUCAUUUUAACGGGAUCUGGAUCAACUACAUGUUCUGGCAGAGUUGAAGUUUAUCUCAACAACAGCUGGGGAACAGUCUGCGAUGAUGGCUGGGACUUAAAUGACGCUGAGGUGGUUUGCAGACAGUUGAACUGUGGGUCUGCACUGGAAGUUCCUCAGUCAGAUCACUUUGGUGCAGGAACUGGACAGAUCUGGCUUGACAAUGUGAGCUGUUCAGGAAAUGAAAGUUCUCUAACUGAGUGCCAACACAGUGGAUUUGGAUCAAACACAUGUGAACAUGGUCAGGAUGCUGCUGUCAUCUGUUCAGAUCUCAUCAGAUUAGUUGGAUCUGGAUCAUCUCGAUGUUCUGGCAGAGUUGAAAUCUUUCACAAUAACAUCUGGGGAACAGUCUCUGAUUCCAACUGGAACUUAAAUGAUGCUGAGGUGGUUUGCAGACAGUUAAACUGUGGGUCGGCACUAGAAGCUACUCAAUCAGCUUACUUUGGUCCAGGAACUGGACAGGUCUGGCUCACUGGUGUGACCUGUUCAGGAAAUGAAAGUUCUCUAAGUGAAUGUCAACACUCUGGAUGGGGAAACUACUACUACUACUACUACAACAACAACUACUACUACUACUACAACAAUGGACAUUACUCAGAUGCUGGUGUCAUCUGUUCAGGUCCAAUCAGAUUAACUGGAUCUGGAUCAACUGGAUGCGCUGGCAGACUUGAAGUUUACCACAAUAACAGCUGGGGAACAGUCUGUGAUGAUGGCUGGGACUUAAAUGAUGCUGAGGUGGUUUGCAGACAGUUAAACUGUGGGUCAGCACUGGAAGUCCCUCCAUCAGCUCACUUUGGUGCAGGAACUGGACAGAUUUGGCUUGACAAUGUCACCUGUUCAGGAAAUGAGAGUUCUCUAGCUGAGUGUCAACACAGUGGAUUUGGAUCAAACACAUGUGAACAUGGUCAGGAUGCUGCUGUCAUCUGUUCAGAUCUCAUCAGAUUAGUUGGAUCUGGAUCAUCUCGAUGUUCUGGCAGAGUUGAAAUCUUUCACAAUAACAUCUGGGGAACAGUCUCUGAUUCCAACUGGAACUUAAAUGAUGCUGAGGUGGUUUGCAGACAGUUAAAUUGUGGGUCGGCACUAGAAGCUACUCAAUCAUCUAAAUUUGGUGCAGGAACUGGACAGGUCUGGCUCACUGGUGUGACCUGUUCAGGAAAUGAAAGUUCUCUAAGUGAAUGUCAACACCCUGGAUGGGGAAACUACUACAACUACUACAACAACUACUACUACUACUACUACUAUGGACAUUAUUAUGACGUUGGUGUCAUCUGUUCAGGUGACAUCAGAUUAGUCGGAUCUGGAUCUACUCGAUGUUCUGGCAGAGUUGAAGUUUAUCACAGUAACAGCUGGGGAACAGUCUGUGAUGAUGGCUGGGACUUAAAUGAUGCUGAGGUGGUUUGCAGACAGUUAAACUGUGGCUCGGCACUAGAAGUUCCUCAAUCAGCUCACUUUGGUGCAGGAACUGGACAGAUUUGGCUUGAUCGUGUGACCUGUUCAGGAAAUGAAAGUUCUCUAACUGAUUGUCAACAUAGUGGAUUUCAAUCAAACAGAUGUGAACAUGGUCAGGAUGCUGCCGUCGUCUGUUCAGAUCUGAUCAGGUUAGCUGGAGCUGGAUCAUCUCGAUGCUCUGGAAGAGUUGAAAUCUUUCACAAUAACAUCUGGGGAACAGUCUUUGAUUUUAACUGGGACUUAAAUGAUGCUGAGGUGGUUUGCAGACAGUUAAACUGUGGGUCGGCACUCCAAGCUCCUCAAUCAGCUUACUUUGGUCCAGGAACUGGACAGAUCUGGCUCGGUGAUGUGACCUGUUCAGGAAAUGAGAGUUCUCUAAGUGAAUGUCAACACUCUGGAUGGGGAAACUACUACUACUACUACUACAACAACAACUACUACUACUACUACAACGAUGGACAUUACUCAGAUGCUGGUGUCAUCUGUUCAGGUCUGAUCAGAUUAACUGGAUCUGGAUCAUCUGGAUGCGCUGGCAGAGUUGAGGUUUACCACAAUAACAGCUGGGGAACAGUCUGUGAUGAUGGCUGGGACUUAAGUGAUGCUGAGGUGGUUUGCAGACAGUUAAACUGUGGGUCAGCACUGGAAGUUCCUGCAUUAGCUCACUUUGGUGCAGGAACUGGACAGAUUUGGCUUGACAAUGUCACCUGUUCAGGAAAUGAAAGUUCUCUAACUGAGUGUCAACACAGUGGAUUUGGAUCAAACACAUGUGAACAUGGUCAGGAUGCUGCUGUCAUCUGUUCAGAGCCAGUGGAGUUUAAUAUAGACUUGAACUUGCUCUUCCCAAUAUCCAGUCUGCCUCCAAAUUUCAUUGAUCUGUUUAGAGACUAUGUGGGAAAUUUGACUUUCCCCCAAACAAUCAGUUGGUCUUUAAUACUGGAAGAAUUGAACUUCACCACAUGGUGCUAUCCAAACUCCACUGGAGGACUGCAGUGUCAAUGUGAGGACCAGUUUGCCUGGUCAUGUGACAAGUGUGGAGUAUACGGUGCAUGCAGCAAUGUCACCUCCCAAACUUGUGAAUGCAUCAAAGAGCUUCCUUCUACUGGAGAGUUCUGUGAACCAAUUACAAAUAUUUCGUCAUGUCCAACAACAACUCCUGAAAUAACACCAUCACCUACACCAACAUACAAGCCAGUGGAGUUUAAUAUAGACUUGAACUUGCUCUUCCCAAUAUCCAGUCUGCCCCCAAAUUUCAUUGAUCUGUUUAGAGACUAUGUGGGAAAUUUGACUUUCCCCCAAACAAUCAGUUGGUCUUUAAUACUGGAAGAAUUGAACUUCACCACAUGGUGCUAUCCAAACUCCACUGGAGGACUGCAGUGUCAAUGUGAGGACCAGUUUGCCUGGUCAUGUGACAAGUGUGGAGUAUACGGUGCAUGCAGUAAUGUCACCUCCCAAACUUGUGAAUGCAUCAAAGGGCUUCCUUCUACUGGAGAGUUCUGUGAACCAAUCACAAACGUUUCUUCAUGUCCAACAACAACUCCUGAAAUAACACCAUCACCUACACCAACAUACAAUACUUCUUUAUCUCCAACAACAACUCCUGUCAUAACACCAUCAACACCAUCCUUUACUACAACAACAAAUGUCACCACACCAGUAACAACAAUACCUACUACAACAAAUGUCACAACAACAUCAACUACAUCACCUACAACAACAAAUGCACCAGUGGUCUUCUAUAUAGCAGUUGAAAUGCACAUCCCAGCAGUCAGUGUGCCCCCAAAUAUCACUGUUGUACUCAGAGACAUUAUGAAAAAUGUCGUCUCCCCUCAAAUCGAAUCUUUAACAGUAAAAGACUUGAACUUCACCACAUUCUCUACGGGAUGGCAGUGUCAGUGUGAGGACCAGUUUGCUUGGUCAUGUAAGAAGUGUGAACUAUAUGGAGCAUGCAAUAAUGUCACCUCACAAACCUGUGGGUGCAUAAAUGUGCUUCCUCCUGGUGGAGAAUUAUGUCAACCAAUCUCAACUUUCACUCCAUGUAUAACAUCAGCUACAACUACAUUACCAUCAGUUACAACUACAACAAUGACGAUAACACCAACAAUGCCAAACACAACAACAACAAUGCCCUUUCUACCACCACCACUGACAACCACAACAUCAACAACAACAACCACAGCAUCAUCAACAACAACAACCACCACAACAUCAACAACUGCACAGAUGAAGAAGACACUAGAAAUAACUAUGGAUGUUGAAUUCAAGGAAGAAUACAAUCAGGAAACCAAUGACUUUCACAGAAAUGUUAGCAACACUAUCAGGGAUGAAGGACUGAAGCAAGGAAUAGAAGCAAAAUUAAUCAACUUCCGGAGUGGAAGUACCAUUGCCCAAUAUCAAGUCAGUGCUAACUCUUCUGUUACACCAGACUUUCAAGCACUAAAUUUAAAAAUAGCUGGCAAGCUGGCAGAAUCAUACCCUGUGGUAUUUGAGGCAUCGGGUCCCCUGACAUUUGUGCCAAAUGAUGGAUUUUAUGAGGAAACAGUGACUGUCACAUGUGGCCCUCCACCAGUGAAUCUCAAUUUUGGCACUGUCUCAGCAGCAGAGUGGAGACGUAAUACGGUGCUCAUAUCUGAAGAUGGAGAACACAGAAUUUCAAUUAAGGAUGGAAAAUCAACCUUAACUGUGUCAAGAUUUAUUAGCUCUGACAAUGGAGUUUAUGAAUGUCGGCUCAUUCGCACAAACGACAAAGCAUUUUUUCACCAGAAAUCUGCAACAUCCUUCAGUCUGAAAACAAAACCCACAAUCACAGUCUCACCAAUCAGACAGUAUGUGCAAUGUUCUGGAGGAAGUGUGGCUCUGAAGUGCAGUGUGAAUGAUGGGUAUGAGGUUCAGUUUCGGGGCAUUUUGCAAGCAGGCACUGGUACUUCAAUUACCUAUAAUUAUCCUACACCUCAAGGUUGUGAACAAGGGGAAAAGCCAAUCAUCUGUCAGUUAAAAAACCAACCGUUAUUUACAAAUGCAAUAACACUACAAUUAUCAUCACAGAACGCUGUCUGUAAAGAUGACAGAUUUGGCCAAGGAGAUGUAGGUUACAAAGCUGCAGUGCCCUGUUCAGAACCAAACAAGGUGGGAGAAAUAACUGCAGUCUGUAAGGAGAGUGGAAAUUUUGGAGACAUUCAAGACAACUGCAUCCUGUUGCCAGUUAAGGAGCUGCUUGACCAGUCUCAGUUCUUGACUGCCACUACCUUGCCAGCAUUUUUGGAACAGCUCAGCAAUGUCACUGUCAGUUUUACUGAAGAAGUGAUUACAUCUCCUCCCAACAUUAAAGCUAUUGUGAAAAUACUCACCAAUGUAGCCAACAAAACUUCAUCCUUCAAUGUCUCGAUUAGCAGAGAUUCAAUGGAGAAUGUCUUGAUAACAGCAGGGGUUCUCACCAUCAAUGGAACAAAGAAAGCAUGGAACACAUUGAACAAUAAUGACUCCACAAGCAUCUUAAACAAUACUGAUGCUGGAAGUGUCAGCUCGUCUUUAUUGGACUCGCUUGAAAAAAUAACAUCUCAUCUUGUCAAUACAACUUUUGACAUUAAGACAGAAUUUAUUCAGUUAAACAGAACUACAUUCACAGACACUUUCAAUGCUGAAUUUAAUUCUUCAGUGGUAAUAAAAAUACCAGAGUCUUAUGGAGAUAACAAAACAAUCACUAUGAUAGUAUUUAACUCGUUAGAUAAUGUACUACCUGCAAGAAAUGAGGCCAAUUCAUCGCUCAACUCCAUAAACGGCAGGGUUGUACUUGUUCAGUCCAGUGGCCAAAUCAAAAAUAUCUCUUUCACAUUUGAUAUUUUAAAUGAUACACUGCAAAAGCCUGAAUGUGUCUUCUGGAACUUCAGCCUCUUUGAUGGCCUGGGAGGAUGGGAUGGCAAGGGCUGCGAGUUAGUGUUAAACAUAAAUGAAACAGAAACUGUCACCUGCAACUGCAACCACCUGACCUCAUUCUCCAUCCUCAUGUCACCGAACAGUCCAAAGAAACUCUAUUUGGACAUUAUAACCUACAUUGGAGUUGGCAUUUCAAUGGGAUCCUUGGUCAUAUGUCUCAUCAUUGAAGGCCUCAUUUGGAGAAAAAUAAGAAAGAAUGAAACCUCUUACUUGCGUCAUGUUGCCAUUGUUAACAUUGCCGUUUCCCUCCUGAUUGCAAACAUUUGGUUUAUAAUUGGAGCGGCCAUUUCAGAUGCAGAAGUUAAAAACCCUCCAGCAUGCACUGCAGCUACCUUUUUCAUCCAUUUUUUCUACCUGGCCCUGUUCUUCUGGAUGCUGGCCUCAGCUAUGCUGCUGCUCUACCGUACAACAAAUGUUUUUGCUGGUGGUUUGUCUAAAGCAUCUAUGCUGGCCAUUGGAUUUUUUCUAGGCUACGGAGCUCCUCUCAUCAUUGCAACAGUAACUAUAGCUGCAACUGCACCUGACAACGGAUACAUCCGAGAAAAUAUCAUAUGUUGGCUCAACUGGGAUAAGUCCAAAGCUCUGCUGGCAUUUGUGAUUCCUGCACUAUCAAUAGUGGUGAUAAACCUCAUUAUCCUGGUUGUGGUUUUGUACAAAAUCAUAAGGAGAAGGGUUGGAACAACUGCUGCACAAGCAGAGGAAAGGCAUGUCUUAGUGGUUAUUGCCAAGAGCUUGGCUGUGCUCACACCAUUUUUUGGCAUAACUUGGGGUUUGGGAGCUGGAAUUCUGGCUGAUCCAAGAAAUGAAGGAAUCCAUAUUGCAUUUGCAUUCUUCAAUUCGCUACAGGGUUUCUUUAUUCUGGUAUUUGGAACACUGCUGGACGGUAAGGUGCGGUCAGCAAUAGUAUCAUGGUCACAACCCUCCAGAAGUAGGACAGGGAGCACAAGUGCUGGAAACUCAACAUCAAGUGGACUUCGAGUUUUAAGGAACUGGAGACGUGGGAGAGAUGGCUACAACAUGACAUCCAGUGCAUCCAGUGAUUUGCAUUCAGUUAGCAACACAUAAUGUAUGCAGACAACUGUGGUUAUUCAGAUAACCAACAAGAAGUCACCUCACUAACAGGUGCCAUGUUGAAGAGAAAAAUAAUGUUAUUUGCUUCACUUGUCUGUCAUUUUCUACAUGUAUUCAUCAUAAGCUAAUUUUAAAUACCAAACAACAUUUGUUAAAGAAAGUUUUGGUGUUAAUCACUUUAUAAGCUUGGCUACUACUUAGUUGUAGAAGAAAAUCCAUCUCUAAAUCUUGCGGUUUUAUUUCGUCUGAAUAUAUUAUAGCACACAAUCCCAAAUUUAUUCUAAUGAAAAUAAUUCAUUUAGCUUUAAUAAUAUCAUUAAUUCUUACCUAUUGCUGGUAUUUUUAUUCUGUAUAUGUUGUGCUGUAUAAUAAUAAUUUCUUAAUAAUUUCCAUACAUGUUAAUUUUACCCAUACUUUUUUUCUUUGCUGACCACAUUAUAGUUAUACUAACUAGUACCUUUAUAUUAUAGUCACUCUUUACUGGCUACUCAAAAAUAAACCAAAUAUGCUUUUAUCUUUUUUUUGCACACUUAUCGUUGUAUAUUCUUGCAUAAUUUUGACAUGCCUUUAUUUUGAUCCUGUUUAAUAAUGUAUACAACUACAAUUUGCUUUCUAUUACUAAUUAUGUCCUG
This is a messenger RNA of Oreochromis aureus, 10652 nucleotides long. RefSeq lists its product as uncharacterized. The transcript is spliced from 46 exons. The record is from RefSeq and is a predicted model, not a curated record. Lineage: Eukaryota; Metazoa; Chordata; Actinopteri; Cichliformes; Cichlidae. Gene Ontology annotation, molecular function: G protein-coupled receptor activity. Gene Ontology annotation, biological process: cell surface receptor signaling pathway; G protein-coupled receptor signaling pathway. Gene Ontology annotation, cellular component: membrane. The annotation marks the transcript as partial.